AUGACUUGCUCCCCAGAUAUUGAUGAUUGUGAAGGUGACCCCUGUCAUAAUGGUGCUACCUGCAUGGAUGAAGUGAAUUCUUUCAAGUGCGCUUGCCUUGCCGGAUAUGAAGGAGAUCUUUGCCAAACAGAGGUCAACGAAUGCUUCGAUGAUCCGUGUGAAAAUGGCACCUGCGUUGAUCUGAUAGGCAACUUCAGCUGCGAUUGUAUCGAGGGAUUUUCAGGACGUCUUUGCGAGAUUGAGAUUAACGAAUGUCUUAAUGAACCUUGUAAUAAUGGAUCAUGCAAUGAUCUCAUCGGCAACUUUACCUGUAAUUGCUACGAGGGAUAUACAGGAUCUUAUUGUGAUGUCGAUAUCGACGAAUGCCUUGAUGAACCUUGUAAUAAUGGAACCUGCAUUGAUCUGAUCGGCAACUUUACCUGUAAUUGCUACGAGGGAUAUACAGGAUCUUAUUGCGAUAUCGAGAUUGACGAAUGCCUCGAUGAACCUUGUAAUAAUGGAACCUGCAUUGAUCUGAUCGGCAACUUUACCUGUAAUUGCUACGAGGGAUAUACAGGAUCAUAUUGUGAUUUCGAGAUCGACGAAUGCCUUGAUGAACCUUGUAAUAAUGGAACCUGCAUUGAUCUGAUCGGCAACUUUACCUGUAAUUGCUACGAGGGAUAUACAGGAUCUUAUUGCGAUAUCGAUAUCGACGAAUGCCUUGAUGAACCGUGUAAUAAUGGAACCUGCAUUGAUCUGAUCGGCAACUUUAGCUGUGAUUGUUACGAGGGAUAUACAGGAUCUUAUUGCGAUAUCGAGAUUGACGAAUGCCUUGAUGAACCUUGUAUUAAUGGAUCAUGCAAUGAUCUGAUCGGCAACUUUAGCUGUGAUUGUUACGAGGGAUAUACAGGAUCUUUAUGCGAUGUCGAGAUCGACGAAUGCCUUGAUGAGCCUUGUUAUAAUGGAUCGUGCAUUGAUUUGAUCGGCAACUUCAGCUGUACAUGCUACGAGGGAUAUACAGGAUAUUAUUGUGAUUUCGAGAUUGACGAAUGCCUUGAUGAACCUUGUAAUAAUGGAACCUGCAUUGAUCUGAUCGGCAACUUUACCUGUAAUUGUUACGAGGGAUAUACAGGAUCUUAUUGCGAUAUCGAGAUUGACGAAUGCCUUGAUGAACCUUGUAUUAAUGGAUCAUGCAAUGAUCUGAUCGGCAACUUUAGCUGUGAUUGUUACGAGGGAUAUACAGGAUCUUUAUGCGAUGUCGAGAUCGACGAAUGCCUUGAUGAGCCUUGUUAUAAUGGAUCGUGCAUUGAUUUGAUCGGCAACUUCAGCUGUACAUGCUACGAGGGAUAUACAGGAUAUUAUUGUGAUUUCGAGAUUGACGAAUGCCUUGAUGAACCUUGUAAUAAUGGAACCUGCAUUGAUCUGAUCGGCAACUUUACCUGUAAUUGCUACGAGGGAUAUACAGGAUCUUAUUGCGAUAUCGAUAUCGACGAAUGCCUUGAUGAACCGUGUAAUAAUGGAACCUGCAUUGAUCUGAUCGGCAACUUUAGCUGUGAUUGUUACGAGGGAUAUACAGGAUCUUAUUGCGAUAUCGAGAUUGACGAAUGCCUUGAUGAACCUUGUAUUAAUGGAUCAUGCAAUGAUCUGAUCGGCAACUUUAGCUGUGAUUGUUACGAGGGAUAUACAGGAUCUUUAUGCGAUGUCGAGAUUGACGAAUGCCUUGAUGAACCUUGUAAUAAUGGAACCUGCAUUGAUCUGAUCGGCAACUUUACCUGUAAUUGCUACGAGGGAUAUACAGGAUCUUAUUGCGAUAUCGAGAUUGACGAAUGCCUUGAUGAACCUUGUAAUAAUGGAACCUGCAUUGAUCUGAUCGGCAACUUUACCUGUAAUUGCUACGAGGGAUAUACAGGAUCUUAUUGCGAUAUCGAGAUUGACGAAUGCCUUGAAGAACCUUGCAAUAAUGGAUCAUGCAAUGAUCUGAUCGGCAACUUUAGCUGUAAUUGUUACGAGGGAUAUACAGGAUCUUUUUGUGAUGUCGAGAUUGACGAAUGCCUUGAUGAACCUUGUAAUAAUGGAACCUGCAUUGAUCUGAUCGGCAACUUUAGCUGUAAUUGUUACGAGGGAUAUACAGGAUCUUAUUGCGAUAUCGAGAUUGACGAAUGCCUUGAUGAACCUUGUAUUAAUGGAUCAUGCAAUGAUCUGAUCGGCAACUUUAGCUGUGAUUGUUACGAGGGAUAUACAGGAUCUUUAUGCGAUGUCGAGAUCGACGAAUGCCUUGAUGAGCCUUGUUAUAAUGGAUCGUGCAUUGAUUUGAUCGGCAACUUCAGCUGUACAUGCUACGAGGGAUAUACAGGAUAUUAUUGUGAUUUCGAGAUUGACGAAUGCCUUGAUGAACCUUGUAAUAAUGGAACCUGCAUUGAUCUGAUCGGCAACUUUAGCUGUAAUUGUUACGAGGGAUAUACAGGAUCUUAUUGCGAUAUCGAGAUUGACGAAUGCCUUGAAGAACCUUGCAAUUUUGGAUCAUGCAAUGAUCUGAUCGGCAACUUUAGCUGUGAUUGUUACGAGGGAUAUACAGGAUCUUUUUGUGAUGUCGAGAUCGACGAAUGCCUUGAUGAACCUUGUAAUAAUGGAACCUGCAUUGAUCUGAUCGGCAACUUUACCUGUAAUUGCUACGAGGGAUAUACAGGAUCUUAUUGCGAUAUCGAGAUUGACGAAUGUCUUGAUGAACCUUGUAAUAAUGGAUCAUGCAAUGAUCUGAUCGGCAACUUUUGCUGUGAUUGUUAUGAGAGAUAUACAGGAUCUUAUUGCGAUAUCGAGAUUGACGAAUGCUUUGAUGAACCUUGUAAUAAUGGAUCAUGCAAUGAUCUGAUCGGCAACUUCAGCUGUGAUUGUUACGAGGGAUAUACAGGAUCAUAUUGUGAUGUCGAGAUUGACGAAUGCCUUGAUGAACCUUGUAAUAAUGGAUCAUGCAAUGAUCUGAUCGGCAACUUUAGCUGUGAUUGUUACGAGGGAUAUACAGGAUCAUAUUGUGAUGUCGAGAUUGACGAAUGCCUUGAUGAACCUUGUAAUAAUGGAUCAUGCAAUGAUCUGAUCGGCAACUUUAGCUGUGAUUGUUACGAGGGAUAUACAGGAUCAUAUUGUGAUGUCGAGAUUGACGAAUGCCUUGACGAACCUUGUAAUAAUGGAUCAUGCAAUGAUCUGAUCGGCAACUUUAGCUGUGAUUGUUACGAGGGAUAUACAGGAUCAUAUUGUGAUGUCGAGAUUGACGAAUGCCUUGAUGAACCUUGUAAUAAUGGAUCAUGCAAUGAUCUGAGCGGCAACUUUAGCUGUGAUUGUUACGAGGGAUAUACAGGAUCAUAUUGUGAUGUCGAGAUUGACGAAUGCCUUGACGAACCUUGUAAUAAUGGAUCAUGCAAUGAUCUGAUCGGCAACUUUAGCUGUGAUUGUUACGAGGGAUAUACAGGAUCAUAUUGUGAUGUCGAGAUUGACGAAUGCCUUGAUGAACCUUGUAAUAAUGGAUCAUGCAAUGAUCUGAUCGGCAACUUUAGCUGUGAUUGUUACGAGGGAUAUACAGGAUCAUAUUGUGAUGUCGAAAUUGACGAAUGCCUUGUUGAACCUUGUAAUAAUGGAUCAUGCAAUGAUCUGAUCGGCAACUUCAGCUGUGAUUGUUACGAGGGAUAUACAGGAUCAUAUUGUGAUGUCGAGAUAGACGGAUGCCUUUACGAACCUUGUAAUAAUGGAAACUGCAUUGAAUUGAUCGGCAAUUUGAUCUGUGUUUGUGACGAGGGAUACACUGGAACUUAUUGCAAUAAUAAUAUCGAUGAAUGUGCCAGCUCCCCGUGUCAGAAUGGUGGAACUUGUACGGAUCAUGUGAACGGAUUUACUUGCGACUGUCCUAUGGAAUUCGCGGGUACCUUCUGUUAGACUAGUUAAUGCGGUAUACACUGACGCAUUCAUUCGCGUGGUCGAUCUCAGUUCAUCAAACCAUCGCAGGAGGGAGUCGUUCACAAUAAAAACGCUGUUUAAGAUUUUAUACAACGCUGUUUACUAUAUGAACCUUACAAUAUUUAUUUAUCCGUUUAAACAGUCCUGUUUAAUUUAUUGAAAAUUAGAUAUUGAAAAUUAAACUUUGUUUGUUAAGAUUUAAACGGUUGUUUAAAGUGUUUAAAAAAUUACUGUCGCGUUAAUCGAGGGGAAUCAUAAUUAACAUUUAAAGAGGAGUUUCCUUUUUGCUAACUCCAUCAUGCAUUGAUAUGCUUUCAUGUCAUGAAUCCCAUCGAGCAAUAUAUCCACUCCUAAUCCCUACGGCUCAAUGUUAGGACGGAAAUACUUAAUUUCUAAUUGUCUAGAAUAUUAACCUUCUAAAUUGAAUGCAACAGACAAAGGAACCCCCAGAUAUAUAAGCAGAAUAUUGUAUUAAACUACUAAAAAAAAAUCAAGUUAUUUUAUUAUCGCAGUGUUAUUUUAACCAUGAUUUUCUUUGUUUCAUUACUGUUACUAUUGAUAUUAUCAUCAUAAUUAUUAUCAUUGCUAUCAUUGUCAUUAUCAUUGUUGCUGUUGUUAUCAUUGUUAUCUUGAAUCGUAUUUCAUUUCUGCUUUUGUUAUCAUUACUGGUCAGUGGCGGACCGUGACCCGAAGGAGACAAAUGAUUGGUGGGGCAUGUAUUCUGUGCCCCUCCAAUGCUUUGUCUCAUCCGGGUCACAUUCCGCCACUGUUACAGGUAAUAUUGUUUUCAUAAAAAUCAUCGUCUUUAUAUAAUCAUAACAAUAAAUCUUUCUUCUGCAUCAUAAUGAAAAAUCGUUUCGCAUUUUCUGUUUCGCUAUCAAUAUAAUGAUGCUGGUCCGGGCAUAAUUACAACAUAUCAACCCAGUCGUAAAAGACACCUUACUACAUAGUAAUGUUGAGUGAAAAUGGAUCCGUGACGCUGACAGCUUAGUGAUAGGGCCUACUUGCGCUAAAACAGCAUAACCCUUUUUCUUGUUUUCUCUUAAGCGACCAAAACGUCAUGGGGAAGAGUAGAAAAUAACCGAAGAACAAGAAAAGUGAUAAUCCAAUUAUCAGUUCUUGACCGUUUUUCACAUGUUAGGCGAUAAUUUAAUUGUGUCUAUUAAUUAACCCCCACUAUUUCUUAAAGUAGACACACGAAGAAAAUUCACGAAAGUGAUGAUUAUAGACAAAUUAUAUAUGGAUGGAAAGGUAUUGUCUUUUUAUACA
Lytechinus variegatus (green sea urchin) is the source of this 5193-nucleotide messenger RNA. RefSeq names its product neurogenic locus Notch protein-like. The transcript is spliced from 35 exons. The record is from RefSeq and is a predicted model, not a curated record. NCBI's taxonomy places the organism in Eukaryota, Metazoa, Echinodermata, Echinoidea, Temnopleuroida, Toxopneustidae. Bases 1 to 3903 code for a protein of 1300 amino acids. Gene Ontology annotation, molecular function: calcium ion binding.